UCUGCUGCCUGAGGAGGCCGCCUCAGUCGGUGCCCAUCUGUGCCACCCGCCGCCCUGCGGCCCCUUCUGGGGCACAGGUCCCUUCAGACGUGAUGGCGAGGCUGUGGCUGUCCUGCCUCGGGCUUCUUGUCCUUGUGGGACCAGUGGCAGCCAACAUGGCCCCCACAUUCCCGGCCAACAUGUCAACGGUGACUCUGCCCGAAGACCUCCCGGUGGGGGAUGAGGCCUUCUGGCUGGUCGCUGAGGACAGAGAUGGAGACAGUCUGACGUAUGGGAUUAGUGGCACCUAUGCCUACUUCUUUUCAGUCAACUCCAGCACUGGGCAAGUGAAGAUUGCCAGCCCUCUGGACUCCGAUGGGGAUCUCUACACAUUCAGCAUCAGCAUCUCCGUGACAGACAACUUCAACAGCCCUGUGCAGAAGCAGAUGUUCGUGAUCGUGGAUGACAGAAAUGACAACGCGCCUGUUUUCCAGAAUACCAACUUUACCACCAGCAUCAGCGAGACCGAGCCUGUGGGGUUCCUGGUGUUCACCGCCAAGGCCACGGACAAAGACUCAGGCUCUGCUGGUGCCGUGAGGUACUUCAUUAAAGAGAUCAUUCCCAACACCGGGGACAACCAGGACCUCUUCCGCAUCCUGUCCAAUGGCUCCAUUGUGCUCAACGGCAACCUGGACUACAACAGCAAGAGUUCCUUCUACCAGCUGAAACUCCAGGCCUGCGACAUGGGAGGCAUACUCAACAACGCCUAUGUAGAGAAGUGCUCCCAGUUCGUCUACCUGUCCAUCAAUGUGAUUGACGAGCCGAACCUGGACCCCCAGUUCGUCAGGGAGUUCUAUGCGGCCUCUGUGCCUGAGGACAGCCCCCCGGGAACCUCAGUGCUGAGGGUGGAGGCCGUGGAUGGUGACAGAGGCAUCAAGGACAGCAUGAACUACAGCAUCAGCAACACUACAAGGCCCCACUGGUUCACCAUCUGGUCCGACGGGAUCAUUAGGGUCAAGAGCCCCCUGGACCGCGAGCAGCUGCUGCAGGAGAAUGAGGAAGUGCUGGUACAGGUCAUGGCCACAGAGACAAACCUGGACAUCUAUGGGCGCCAGGCCAGUGCCAGCGUCUGGGUCACACUGACAGUGACGGAUGUGAAUGACCACCAGCCCCGGUUCUAUAACUGCAGCCUGUCUGACUGCACCUUCAGCCCCCAGGAGGCCCAGAGCAACUUCACGGGCUCCGUGGAGGAACACACCUCCAUACGCAUCCCUGUCAACCUCAUCAUGGCUGUCCACGACCCCGACAAGGGCAAAAAUGGCACCUUCCUGCUGGACCUGGCGGAGCCCUCGGCCUUCAGUGUCUCCCCGCAGAGGGCUGUGGGCUCAGCUGAGGUUCAGGUGCUGGUGCGGACGCCUGCUGAAGUGGACUAUGAGAAGCACCCAGUGAUGCUUUUGGAGGUGGUGGCCACCGACAUGGUCAGUGGGAAUGUCUCAGUGGCCUGGGUAACCAUCCAUCUCAUAGACAUCAACGACCACAGCCCCACGUUCCCACAAAGCCAGUACAACCUCAGCAUCACUGAGCACUGCCGAAACGGCCAAGUGGUGACGGACAGCAUCCACGCCACGGACGGUGACCAGGGACAGUGGGGUGACAUCACCUAUAGCCUGCUUCCGGGCAGUGGGGCAGACAUCUUCCAGGUGGACGCCUACUCCGGGAAGGUGACGGUCAGGAGCUGCGAGCUGCUGGACCGAGAGGCGCAGGCUGUGUUCUACGUCACCCUGCAGGCCACCGACAGUGGUGGCCUGUUCAACACCACCACCCUACACAUCACCCUCCUGGACGCCAACGACCAGGAGCCCCAGGUCAUCGGCUCCUACAACAUCUUCGUCAGGGAGGAGACAGACAACGUGUCGGUCACCAUCAAGGCGAUCGACGCUGACCAGCCGGGAACCAACAACAGCCUCCUGCAGUUCACGCUGCUGCCCAGCCCCUGGACACACAACUUCUCCCUGAACCCCGACACGGGGGUCCUCACCAACGUGGGGCCCCUAGAUCGGGAGGCCAUCGACCCCGUCCUGGGGGGCCGCAUCAUGCUGCCUGUGAGAGUGAGCGACUGCGGGGAACCCCCGCUCAGCACCCAGGUCGAAGUCACCAUCACAGUGGAGGACAUCAAUGACAACCUGCCCAUCUUCAGCCAGUCCAGCUACAACUUCUCGGUGACAGAGAGGGUCUCAGAUGUGCAGGUGGGCGAGAUGGAAGCCACGGAUGCGGACCAGACGGAAGCCAACAAUCGCAUUAGCUUCACGCUGGAGGGCGUGGGCGCCAACAACUUCGUGAUCCGCAGCAGGGUGCUGGGUGCUGGGCACUCACAAGGCGUCCUCUGGCUGCCCACAGACGUCAGCCUGGACUUUGAGAGCAAGGCGUCCUACUACCUGUUGGCAAGGGCGGAGAACUCGGGCCCCGAGGCGGCCCAGGCCUCUGCGACCGUGCUGGUGCAGGUGAAGGACGUCAAUGAUGAGGCACCCAUGCUGGACCCCACCUCUCUUCGGGGCAUCAGUGUGGCCGAGAAUGGCUCCAUCCACGGCCUGGUAGCCACCGUGGUGGCCAGGGACAAUGACACGACGGCACAGCUGGAGGUCCAGCUGGUGGGUGUCCACUGCACUAAGGCUGGCCAGGACGUGGGGGGCCUGUGUCAGGAAUGGUUCUCUGUGCAGCCCAAUGGCUCCGUGCUGGUCAACCAGAGCCAGACCGUGGACUAUGAGGCCUGUGACUUGGUCACACUGGUCGUGCGGGCCUGCGACCUCAACACUGAGCCCAACUUCCCAGCCUGCAGCACUGAUGGAAACCUCCCCAUCACCAUCCUGGAUGUAAAUGACAACGCUCCUUACUUUCUGCCCCAGGACAAGACUUUUGUCAUCAUCCCAGAGCUGGUGAGCCCUGACCAGCAGGUGGCUUCUGUCCAGGCCAGAGAUGAGGACUCAGGAAACAAUGGGGCCAUCCGCUUCUCCAUCCUCAAAACGGAGUUUCUCUCCAAGGACGGCACCAUCAUCACUUUCCAGGGCUUCUUCCGAAUCGUCACCUUCUUGGAGGACAAUCUAUUUACUGGCAACAUUGAGCUGGUGACCAACCUUGACGCCAAUCUGAAUGGGACUUACCAAGUGACAGUUCAGGCCCAGGACACCCCUGCCCCCUCCAGUUGGCCUGCCCUGCAAGCCCAAACCACCUUGAAUCUCUUCACGGUGGAGAAACGGUACCGCUUGAGGCUGCAGUUCUCCACCAGCAAGGAGCAGGUGGGCGCCCGCCAGGACGAGAUUAAGGAGGCUCUGGCGCAGGCGACCAGGACCACCGUGUAUGUGGUGAUCAUCCAGGACUUGCAGAGUGCUACUCGGGCCCGAAGCCACUCCUACAUGGACGCCUACUUUGUCUUCUCCAAUGGGACGGCCCUGACUCUGAACGAGCUGAGUGUGAUGAUCCGGAGUGACGAGGACGCAAUGGGGAAACUGCUACAGUUGGGGCUGGUGGUGCUGGGCGAGCAGGGGAACCUGGAGUCAAGCCUGCCACAGGUGCUCACCAGUGUCAUCGUGGGCCUGGGCGUUGCCCUGGCGCUGCUAAUUGUCAUCAUGGCCACGGCCCUCGUGUGCGUCCGCAAGAGCUACCAGCGGAAGCUUCGGGCUGUAAUGGCAGCCAAGGAGGCCCGCAAGACCUUGGCAGGGGUGACACCUGGAGUCUUUGCCAUUCCUGGGACCAACCUGUAUACCACGGAUCGGGCUAACCCCAUGCUCAACCUGGACACCAAGGACCUGGGUUUCGAGUCCCAGUCCUCUAGUGACCUGGAUCACAUCAGCCUCAACUCUCUGGAUGAAAACUCUGUGGACCUGGGGAAGGGCAAACCGGAAGUGAAGGAGGCCUCGUACAGCGGAACGGAGGCAGACACGGAGCCACUGACCGAGGUGCUCUCUGGGAGGAAGGUGGACACAGGGGCCCAGCAGACGGAGAAGUCAGCCUUCACCAACCCAGGCCUGGACACCACAGAUGUGUGAGGGGGGGGCGCCACUGAGCCCACCCUUCCAGUCCCCUCCCCUCUCAGGAGACCCAAAAUCCCAGCCCCCCUUCCCUGAUAUUGUAAUAUAAUUCUUGUAGCCACUCACA
Messenger RNA from Erinaceus europaeus (western European hedgehog), 4131 nucleotides. RefSeq names its product cadherin related family member 2 (gene CDHR2). Gene Ontology annotation, cellular component: plasma membrane. Gene Ontology annotation, molecular function: calcium ion binding. The record is from RefSeq and is a predicted model, not a curated record. NCBI's taxonomy places the organism in Eukaryota, Metazoa, Chordata, Mammalia, Eulipotyphla, Erinaceidae. Gene Ontology annotation, biological process: homophilic cell-cell adhesion. The transcript has 32 exons. The coding region runs from base 93 to 4022 and encodes 1309 amino acids.